UUUAAAUGUUGUAAAACAUAGUCAAGCAGUUCCUUUUUUUGCUAUAUAUUAUAUUGUUUUCUAUAUUGCAAUUGUAAUUAUGGUGCAAUGACCAAUAAUUAAUAUUAAGCAUUUUUUUUAUAUUAAAAAUAUCAAAAAAUAAAGUAGUAAAAAUUAAGCAAUGAAUUCAACCGCAACAUUGAAAGUUUCUGAGUUAAUGCGUAACAUUAUUGUGUACGUAGAAGUUAGAACUGAAGAAGACAAUCGGUCUGAAGGCAUUAAAAAAGUAAUUUCCAGCCUUGGUGCUAAAGUUAACAAUCGACUAACAAGAAAAACUACGCAUGUAGUCUUUAAAGAUGGAUUGCUAUCAACAUAUAAAAAAGCAAAGCAGUUAAAUAUACCAUUAGUAUCAAUACUGUGGAUUGAAGCUUGCAAAGAAAAUUUUAAAAUAAUGGAUCCAUCGCUUUUUCCAAUUUCCAAUAUCGACCGCUACGAAUUUCCUGAAAUGUAUGACAAGAUCAAAAGAAUAAAAAAUAUGCAACCUGAUGCAAUUGAUAAGAAAACAAGAUUAAAUAGCAUAAAACAUGUACAAAGGAACAAUUUAAAACAAAUGGAAAGCCCACACACUGCAAAACUUAGAUUACCCAGAAUACCAAGGACCCCUAAAGAUAACUUAAAUAAUAUACUUACCGAAUUUCAAGACAAAAUAAUGUCCACACCGGAUAAUGAUGAAAGUUUAGUUUUUAAAUCAAAAUUAUUACAAAAAAUACAAAGUUCGCCAUUUACGCCAAGCAAAAUAAAGGAACAUUCUAAAGGUUUUGGUAAAACAAAUAAAAAUGUUACUGAAAACGUUUCGAGUGAUAACGCCGAAGACAGUUUAAAAAGCUCUAAUUCGGAUAACGAAAAUUCGUAUGCAAAAAAACCUAAGAUCAAUUUUGUUAAUAAAAUUUCUAAAGGAAAACAAAGUUACCGUAGAAAAACCAUUUCAUCCACUCCAAAUCAGAAUAAUAUUGCAGGUUCUAAAAAUUUGUCAUAUUAUUUUACGCCCACCACAAGCAAAGUUUUUUUACCAACCGGAAACAAAACAAUAGAGAGUUCGAAAGACCAGAAUUGCAAUGAUAUUUCAAAUGCAAUAUUAUCAAAAUCUAACAAUCAAGUUUUUAAAGAUAAUAACGAGAUAGACAACUCAUCAAUUGUACAUAAUGAAAAAACUAGUCGAAGAACUUUAUACACACCGCAAAAUAUGGAAAUUUCAAAAUUUCAUUCUGCUCGGCGUAUAACUAACAACAGAAGAAGAACAUUAUUUGAUAUUUCUUUAGAUUUAAUAGAUAAAGGAUUAAAGAACAUUAAUGAACAACUGAAAACAAAUAAAACGAUUGCAGAGGAAUGCACGAUUAAUGAUCAGACCAACAUAAAAAAUGUAGAUGAUUCAUUAAAAAUUUCUUCUACUCCUACAAAUGAUCCCGAAAAUACCCCUAUCGUGAAAAAGCGAAAACUUUUUAUGCCAGAUCAAGUUGAAUUAACUCCAUUAACUGAAUUAAGUAAAUCUUUAUUAUCAUCCAAAAAAAGAACUCGCGACUGUGAAUUAUUAUUAGACCAAAAAAAAAGUAAUAAAAAACGCAGAACUACAGUCAAUGGUUUGAUAAUACCAACUUUUAACAAAGAAAAUCGACGAAGUUCGUUUGAUUUUGAUAAAUUUCCAAAAAAGCAAAUAACUUUAACGCCACAAACGGACAGAACCAAAAUAAAGAAUAUUCUUGUUUGCACAAAUAUGCAUAAAGAACAGCUUGAAUUUGUUGAAAAAGUCGUCAAAUCAUUAGGAAAUUUCGAAGUUGAAACCCAAGUUACUGAAAAAACAACUCACGUUGUUUCCCUUGAAUGUCGCCGUACGAUUAACAUAAUUAAAGGUAUAAUUCGAGGAUUGUGGAUUUUGAAAUAUGAAUGGGUAGUCGAUUCUUUCAAUAAAGGUAAAUGGUUGCAUGAAGAAACUUAUGAGUUACGUGAAUUUUCUCGAACAGUGGAAAUAUGUCGUUCUGAAAGGCAAGCUUUUGGACCAACAUAUAGAAUGGAGUUGUUUGCCGAUUUAGCAUCUAUUUAUGUUUCAAAUAAAUGUAAAGUUCCAGUUGAUAGUUUAAAAGAUGUUGUUAAAUUAUGUUCAGGUCAUUUAGUUAAGGAUCCAAAACAGUGUAAAUAUGUCAUUGGAGACUACUUUGAAGGAAAAAUAUGUCUUGAACCUCAAUGGAUAUUAGACUGCAUUACAAAUAAUAAAAUAGUAAAAUUUUUUAAAUAUACAAUUAAACCAGAAAAUUAAAUGCAUCUUUGAAUUUUUAUCUUUAUUAAUUCAAAAAUUUAGACUGAAAAAGUAAUUUAGAAAUAAAAUUUGAAAACUGUUCAUUUCAGCACUAAAUUUUUAUAUGAUUAUUACAAAUAUGUAUAUUAAAAAUUAAUUCCUCAAGAUGCUAGACGUAUGUAUGUAUGUCUAUUUAGCCGACUUGGGGUUUUGAUUAAUUAAUAAUCAAUAAUUUAAAGCUAAAAAGUUUAAACAUAUAACGUAUUUUUAAAGUUAGUUAAGUUGUCGAAGUUUUGCAUUCUAAUUAAUUUUAUGUAUUUAGAAGCCGAAAUGUACUUUUAACUAAAUUAUAUAAAAAUUAUAUUAAUAUAAAAAAUUUCUAAAACUCAAAAAAAGUUACAUAUAACACAGUAGUAAUUUAUUUAUACAUAGCAAGGGAGUUUUCGUUUAUGCAC
Molecule: messenger RNA, 2724 nt
Organism: Condylostylus longicornis
Lineage: Eukaryota; Metazoa; Arthropoda; Insecta; Diptera; Dolichopodidae
Product: microcephalin
Exons: 2
Coding region: 161-2290 (709 amino acids)
Biological process (GO): mitotic cell cycle
Source: RefSeq, a predicted model, not a curated record